AACAGGCCUGCUACUUUUAUUUUGACAGCCUCGGAACGGAAGUGCGUCUCUAUAGCAUGGCAACUUUGGUACCAAAGUUGGCGACGCAUGUACCAUAAUGUGAGAUGACCCAGGACAAUCUAGAGCAGCAAGGGACCAACGGCAUUAUGCUGGUCAAAAGCCUCAAAGAGACUGCUACGCAGCGCAGUAUCGGCCGUGCAAAGGUGACCCAUGCAGUUGUGGUCAUCUUUUUGGAAUUCUUUUCCUGGGGCCUGCUUACAACGCCAAUGCUUACAGUGCUACAUGAAACCUUUCCAGAGCACACUUUCCUCAUGAAUGGGCUUAUUCAGGGGGUUAAGGGUUUGCUGUCUUUCAUGAGUGCCCCUUUAAUUGGUGCCUUGUCAGAUGUAUGGGGCAGGAAGUCUUUCCUGCUGCUGACAGUGUUCUUUACCUGUGCCCCCAUCCCACUGAUGAGGAUAAGCCCAUGGUGGUAUUUUGCCCUCAUCUCAGUAUCUGGAGUCUUCUCAGUUACAUUCUCUGUUAUAUUUGCAUAUGUAGCAGAUAUUACAGAGGAACAUGAAAGAAGCACAGCCUAUGGAUUGGUAUCAGCAACUUUUGCUGCAAGUUUAGUGACAAGUCCUGCUAUAGGGGCCUACCUCUCCGCCAAUUAUUCAGACAGCCUGGUCGUACUGGUAGCCACCAUAAUUGCUGUGGCCGAUAUUCUGUUUGUACUCCUGGUCGUGCCCGAGUCUCUACCAGACAAGAUGAGACUGUCAUCAUGGGGUUUUCCUAUUUCCUGGGAGCAAGCCGACCCCUUUGGUUCUCUGAGAAAAGUGGGGAAAGACACCACAGUGCUGCUCAUAUGUGUCACUGUGUUUCUGUCAUACCUGCCAGAGGCAGGGCAGUAUUCCAGCUUUUUCUUAUACCUAAGACAGGUCAUUAACUUCUCAUCAGCAGAAAUUGCAGCAUUUAUAGCAAUGGUUGGAAUCCUCUCUAUUGUUGCACAGACUUUGCUCCUAAGUGUGCUCAUGAGGAAAAUUGGAAACAAGAAUACUGUGUUACUGGGACUUGGAUUUCAGCUUUUCCAGCUGGCCUGGUAUGGCUUUGGGUCAGAAUCAUGGAUGAUGUGGGCAGCUGGCACAGUGGCAGCUAUGUCCAGUAUCACAUUCCCUGCAGUGAGUGCCCUAGUCUCCCGCUGCACUGAUCACGACCAGCAGGGUGCAGUCCAGGGAAUGAUAACAGGGAUUAGGGGCCUGUGUAAUGGUCUUGGUCCAGCUCUUUUUGGAUUUAUAUUCUUUCUAUUCAAUGUGGAAUUGAAUGAGAUUGGCCCAGUGGACCGUGACCCUGCCUCAACUGUCAGUGAUGAGAGUUCAGUCAUUCCAGGACCUCCCUUCUUGUUUGGAGCCUGUACUGUUCUUUUGGCACUGUUGGUAGCCAUCUUCAUUCCAGAGCGGCACAGUCUGGCGAUAAAGACCUGCAGCACACGGGCUGCACUGGGGCCAGUCGGCGGAACCCAGUGUAAUAAUUCUGCUCCUGCGAGCGAUGAAGACAACGAACCUCUCCUACAGGACAGCAGCAUGUAGUCACAUAAUUCAGCUUUUUUUUGGAAUAUGCAGGAAAUACAUGAAGGAGAGCAGUGAAAAUGUGCUCUGGAGUGACUUGGACUUGAAACAGUUACUGUUGUUCAUUUUAUUAUCUAAUAAAUUGCUUCCAGCAUUGUUUUUUUUUUUUUUUUUUUAAUAUUACUGUUUGGUUUAACAUAAGGUAAGUUCAUUUUUAUUUUUUUUGCCACCUGAGAUGAGUGUUUUAUCACAUACUGAUGCUUUGCUCUUUGUUGAGAGAGAGAAUGUGCCUUCACCAUACAUUUGCAAAGUCAAUGUAUUUGUAUUUACUGAAUGUAUACUAUGUUGUACUAUAGACAGCUGUUGGCUUUUAAUAUUUAAAUAUGUGACUCUGUAACAGUCAUCUAUAAAAAGAAAUAUUAAACGGCAUAACCUAUACAUAGAAACUUCAGUGUAUUCAAAUUCUUAUUAUAAAAAGACACUUUAGUAACUAAGAAGCUAGAGAAACUGAGACUUCCAUGUAUCUUUAAUUUGUUUAAUUGCCCCCUUAGAUACAAAAGAUGCAGAGUGCAGCUUAUCAUGUAGUCUGAACUAAACCUACAACAUAUUAUAGCUUUUACUGUGCAAUCUAAUGUUGGUUUGAGGCAAACAUAUCCAAGAAACUAUAUGAGUAGUGCACAACCUGUAUGCUAUUUAACAUAAUUUGACAGUUUUCCAUUUCAGCUUUUAUGUACGUAUAUGUAAAGGAAUUAUUUAUUUUCCCCCUUUUGAUGUAUGUAAUCAUACUUGUUGGUAUAACCAUCUCCUUGUGGUCAUCACACAAAUACUGCUACCUCAAGUUAUAACAUUGAGCAGGGCUUAACCCUACCUGAUCUUAAACAAAUCAGUGCUAUAUAUUACAAUGAGAAAAUCAUCACACUCCAACCUUUUUAUUAUUAUUAUAAUGUUCCCUUUCCUUAAUAAGCCACUCUAGACAUUCCUGCUAUAUUACUCAUUGUUGAAUAUACUCCGUGCCCUGCUGUAUGCUCUGCUUUAUAUGAAAUUAUAAGGUUUUGUUGUCUAAUACUGUGGCAAUAGAGAUAUCAUGCCAUUUUAUUAUUACAAUGCUGCAUAACAUGCACUGCAGCGACUACCAGCAUGAACUGCUUGAUACUAGAUGAACCAAUAACUCCUGUUUAAUUGUUCAUUAACAUUAUUUUGGUUAGCAUGAUUUUCCACUUUUCAUUUUGCUUGUUGCUACAGGGAUCUUCUAUGAUAUUCAACAUUUGUGUAAUUCCAUGGUAGUAGUAUUCAAUGCCAUGGAAUGUCUUUUACACUGCUAUACAACAAAUUGUAAAAAGCACACAGACAAUAUUUCGGUUGUUACUGGUUUUCCCUCGUUAGCUUUUAAGGCCUAAAACUUCACAUACAAAUAAGGAUGUCAAAUGAACAAAUGUAGUAACUAUUUUUAAUGAUGCAAUCAAUAAGUGUAUUGCAAUAGUGUCUGCAGAACUGUAUAGUUUUGUGUGCAUAUACUUAAGUCCUGAAGGAGGCACACUUUAGAUGACAAGAGGUCAAUGUUUUUGUUAAAUACCUGCACUUUUGUUUUAUGAAAAAUGUGCUAUUUAACCUGAUAUGCAGCAGUUGUUUUUUUUUUAUUCAUAGUUACGUGUUGCAGUGUAUUGCUGUCAGUGUGUACGGUGUACACAAAGUAUUUGUUUGCUAAACACUGCAACUUGACAUUGUUCAAUGUGCCUGUAGAAUGAUUUAAUUGAUUGUACAAGUAAAACCGUAAUUUCUCAA
Messenger RNA from Pygocentrus nattereri (red-bellied piranha), 3323 nucleotides. RefSeq names its product major facilitator superfamily domain containing 14Bb (gene slc71a2b). Lineage: Eukaryota; Metazoa; Chordata; Actinopteri; Characiformes; Serrasalmidae. The transcript has 13 exons. Gene Ontology annotation, cellular component: membrane. Gene Ontology annotation, molecular function: transmembrane transporter activity. Gene Ontology annotation, biological process: transmembrane transport. The record is from RefSeq and is a predicted model, not a curated record. Bases 105 to 1562 code for a protein of 485 amino acids.